AUGUCGGGAAUCGAGGUCGUGGGCCUCAUCUCCGCAGUCAUAUCAAUUGUCGGUGCGGUCGAGAAUAUCUACAGUGGCUUCAGGGACGCUUGGAAUCUCCCGCGGGCUUUCCGUGAGGUAGCCGAAAAGCUCCCGCUUGUCCGGAAGACUCUCCGAAUUGUCGAACAACAAAUCCAAAGCACUUCAGAUGAGGAGGCAUGCGUGGCAAUGAAGACAGUUGUGGAGAACUGCAAAGUCAAGGCGGAGCAUUUGAAGGAAAUUUUCACUACCGUUGCUCCCCCCGAGCCUCCCACCAGGCUCGAACGCUACAGUGUGGCCGUGCGGCGAUGGGGCAAGAGAAAUCGGGUGGAAGACUUGACAAAAGAGAUGAUGGAAGACGUCCGACUUCUGGCAAUGAAUCGUGCAGUCCAAACGGCAACCGAGAAUCAGGUUGCGGAGCUCCUCAGGGCAAUCAAGGAACUGUCCACCAUUGAGCCUUCGCUCCCGGACGAGGACUCUGUCAGCCAGCACCAUUCUGGCUCCGGUCACAACAUUAGGGGGAAUAAUUACCAGGGGAAUCACAACGUUUUUAGCGGCUCUGGAACUGCAAACUUCGGGGACAUCAUACACCAGCAUACGACGACUGCAGAAUCGAUGAACGAGUUGAAAAAGAAAGCAUGUCUUCAAGCCCUUUUCCUCACAGAUCCAUACGAGGACCUGAAGUCCCUGAAGAGAAAGAAGGGCGGUCGUGCCACAGGCACGUGCGAAUGGAUCUUGGACACUGACCAACUGACCGCUUGGCUUGGCCACGCGGCUGAAUCGACAUCGCCUCCUACCGACCUACUUUGGCUCCACGGAAACCCAGGAACUGGCAAGUCCACUAUGUCCAUGUUCCUCGCGGAGGCGCUGUCGGAGGACUUCGCCAAGUCCCGAAACAAGACGCUCGCGUACUUCUUCUGUGACUCGGGCUACGACACACGCAAGACCGCCACGGCGGUCGUCCGCGGGCUCCUCUUGCAGUUGGUGCAGCAGCAUCCUCGACUGGUUGACUAUGUGUUACCAAAGUACGAGGCGCGCAAGACCCAGGCCUUCGACUCUUUCGACGCCUUGUGGACGAUAUUUACCAAAGCCUGUGCGGACAAGGUCUCGGGUCGCAAGUACUGUGUAGUGGACGCCUUGGACGAGUGUGAGCUUGAAGAGCAGAGAACACUCCUUAAGCAGAUUGAGGAGACAUUUGGACGGGAUCGAUCUGGCGAUGCGCUUAACUUUGGCAUCCUAAUCACCAGCCGACCGUACCCGGAGAUCAGGGAGUGCCUGCAAGAAUUCCCCAACAAAGACCUUGCAACGUUUGAAAAUUCCAGACAAGACAUUCACAGGUUUAUCAAGGAGAAGGUGGCUGAGUUGAGCAAGAAGAAGAGUUACCCGAGCAGUAUGGCGGGUGACGUUACCCAGAUACUCCGCAAUGGGGCGGGCGGCAUCUUUCUCUGA
Purpureocillium lilacinum is the source of this 1467-nucleotide messenger RNA. RefSeq lists its product as uncharacterized. Lineage: Eukaryota; Fungi; Ascomycota; Sordariomycetes; Hypocreales; Ophiocordycipitaceae. The record is from RefSeq and is a predicted model, not a curated record.